AUGGAAAAAAACCAGACAAUGGUGACAGAAUUCAUCCUACUGGGAUUUCCCCUCAGCCCCAGGAUUCAGACACUUCUCUUCGGGCUCUUCUCCCUGCUCUAUGCCUCCACCCUGCUGGGGAACGGGGUCAUCCUGGAGCUCAUCUUGCUGGACACCAGACUGCACACCCCCAUGUACUUCUUCCUCUCACACUUGGCCUUCGUAGACAUCGCCUACGCCUGCAACACAGUGCCCCAGAUGCUGGUGAAUCUCCUGAAUCCAGCCAAGCCCAUCUCCUACGCUGGCUGCAUGACACAGACUUUUCUCUUUAUGACUUUUGCACACACCGAGUGUCUGUUCCUGGUGGUGAUGUCCUAUGACCGAUAUGUGGCCAUCUGCCUCCCACUCCGAUAUUCUGUCAUCAUGAGCUGGAGAGUGUGCACAGUCCUGGUGGUUGCUGCUUGGACAGGUGGCUGCCUGCUGGCCCUGUUCCACAUGAAUCUCCUCCUGAGACUGCCCUUUUGCGGGCCUCAUGAAAUCAACCACUUCUUCUGUGAAAUUCUAUCGGUCCUCAAGCUGGCCUGUGCUGACACUAGGCUCAACCAGACUCUCAUCCUUGCAGGUGCUGUGUUUAUCUUGGUGGUGCCCCUGUGCCUGGUGCUGGUCUCCUACUCACGCAUCCUGGCUGCCAUCCUGAGGAUCCAGUCAGGGAAGGGUCGCAAGAAGGCCUUCUCCACCUGCUCCUCCCACCUCUGUGUGGUGGGGCUGUUCUUUGGCAGCGCCAUUGUCAUGUACAUGGCCCCCAAGUCCCGCCAUCCCGAGGAGCAGCAGAAGAUCCUUUUUCUGUUUUAUAGUUUUGUCAACCCUAUAUUGAACCCCCUAAUCUACAGCCUGAGAAACACAGAGGUCAAGGGUGCUCUGAGGAGGUUGCUGUGCAAGGAAAGUUCUUCCCAGUUGGUAUGA
Messenger RNA from Tupaia belangeri chinensis (Chinese tree shrew), 942 nucleotides. RefSeq names its product olfactory receptor 2A1/2A42. The record is from RefSeq and is a predicted model, not a curated record. Bases 1 to 942 code for a protein of 313 amino acids. Gene Ontology annotation, molecular function: G protein-coupled receptor activity; olfactory receptor activity. Lineage: Eukaryota; Metazoa; Chordata; Mammalia; Scandentia; Tupaiidae. The transcript has a single exon. Gene Ontology annotation, cellular component: membrane. Gene Ontology annotation, biological process: G protein-coupled receptor signaling pathway.